Papaver somniferum (opium poppy) is the source of this 786-nucleotide messenger RNA. RefSeq lists its product as uncharacterized. The record is from RefSeq and is a predicted model, not a curated record. NCBI's taxonomy places the organism in Eukaryota, Viridiplantae, Streptophyta, Magnoliopsida, Ranunculales, Papaveraceae. The coding region runs from base 1 to 786 and encodes 261 amino acids. Gene Ontology annotation, biological process: DNA repair. Gene Ontology annotation, molecular function: DNA binding; endonuclease activity. The transcript has a single exon.
AUGAUAAACAAAAUUAUCAGUUGGAACAUACGGGGUUUGGGGGAUGUAAACAAGAGAAUAGUGGUUAAUUCGGUUCUUCUCAAGUGGCGUCCAGAUGUGGUGCUAUUGCAAGAGACAAAACUUGAAGUCAUCACAGAUCAACUUAGAAGGGAAAUUUGGAGUUCGCAAGAUAUAGGCUGUCAUUAUUUACCGUCUCAAGGAGCAUCAGGGGGAAUGUGUAUAUUAUGGGAUAACAGCAAGUUAGAAGUUUUCGACACUCUAGAGGAAAGACACACUAUUGCUUGUGCUUUCCGCUCUAGAGUCAAUCAAUCUGAGUGUUUUGUUGCUUCGGUGUAUGGACCUCGAGAUCGAAAAGAAAGACGAAGGUUGUGGAGAGAACUUGGGGAUGUCAUGUCUCUUUGGGAUGUACCAGGGGUUCUUGGAGGCGACUACAAUGUUACUAGGUUUUUAGAGGAUAAAAAUAGAGGUAAUCGAAUCACUAGAGCAAUGAAGGACUUCAACAAAUUUAUCAACAAUUGGGAUCUAGUGGACUUGCCACUUACCGGUGAAAAGUAUACGUGGUCUAAUUUUCAGGAAUUUCCUACUUGUAGUCGUAUAGAUAGACUGAUCAUUAACAAAAAGUGGGAUGAGUAUUACCCUGGCACAUAUCAAUUGGCGAAACCUCGUCCAACUUCUGAUCACACUCCAAUACAGCUUUCAACCUCAGCAGUAAACACUGGGCCAAGACCUCAGAGAUUUGAGCUAAUGUGGCUGCAAGAUGAGAGUAUCAAAGAAAGAAUGCAAUAA